Messenger RNA from Nanorana parkeri, 403 nucleotides. It is a transcript of the gene DAPL1, whose product is annotated as death associated protein like 1. The transcript has 4 exons. Gene Ontology annotation, biological process: apoptotic signaling pathway; cellular response to amino acid starvation; negative regulation of autophagy. Bases 68 to 394 code for a protein of 108 amino acids. Lineage: Eukaryota; Metazoa; Chordata; Amphibia; Anura; Dicroglossidae. The record is from RefSeq and is a predicted model, not a curated record. Gene Ontology annotation, molecular function: death domain binding.
UGCGCUCUAUAUAAACUCAGAUCAGACGGUGUGUUGUUAGCAGUAAACAAAGUGUCAGAGACGCAACAUGGCUACAGAGGUGAUUGUGCAGACUUUGCCACUGAAGGGAGGACACCUUCCUGCAGUGAAAGCUGGAGGGAUGAGGGUCUCCAAGAAACAAGGGCCUGAAGACAGUGGGACCCCCGAGAAGAGGAAGCAUACAGCAGACAAACCAAGCUCUGCAGUGAACUUGACAAGGAUGCAGGCUAUGAACAUUCUGGCUGGGGCUCUGGAGAAGCUGAGUCAUAACUAUCCAGAAGCGGCACAGCUUGCACACCAGAAGCCUCGCCCUUCUCUGGAGAGGGCUAGUCCUCCGAAAAGGCUUUACAUCAUCCAGCAGCCACGUAGAUGCUAGUUCAGGUGU